AUGUUUCGGCGGUGUUUGGCUCUGUUCCAUGCGCUGUCGGUCCAGCAUGCCGGUCCCUUGGGAUCUGGCCGGGGUCGCCACCUCUCGUCACCGAGGAUCUCCGAUCGAUCGAUUGCCGUGGCGAACGCCAGAUCGCCCACUCUUCACCAUGGGACGUUCCCUGCUUUGCGCUUCGGCAGAUUCGGUCCAAUUUUUUCGCCCGCACACUCGCGCAAGCCGAUCGCAUCCUCUUGUCGUACAUACUCCUCGAGCGACCUUGCUGGCGACAAGGGUAAUCUGCCGGAUUCCGCCGGCCUGAUCAUGGCACACGGGACACAAGUACGGGGCCCAAAGCCCGAGGAUGCUCUCAAUGGGACUGAGAAGAUGCCCGCUGGACGGGAAGAGGCUUCCUUGGACCCGGAAUCAGACGAAGACGUGCCGAUGGAAGCGGAGGAGCUUCAAGAGGCUCUUGGACGGCCACCCCCGGUAAAUAGCAGCUAUCUCCCACUGCCCUGGAAAGGGCGACUAGGAUAUGCCUGCUUGAACACCUAUUUGCGAUACUCGACCCCUCCAGUCUUCUGUUCCCGGACCUGUCGCAUCGCAUCCAUUCUGGAAAACCGGCAUCCGCUCCAGGACCCUGAUCAACCAGCUCAUCCAACUAAGAACCGCCCAGACCGUAACCAACCGGCCGACAUUGCCCGUGGGCAGGCUUUUGUCGAGUCACUGGGGCUAACGAAUGCGCGCGACCUGACCAAGCUGCUGCGCUGGAACGACAAGUAUGGUAUUAAGUUCAUGCGCCUCAGCAGUGAGAUGUUCCCCUUUGCCAGUCACAAGGAAUACGGCUACAAAUUAGCGCCAUUCGCCUCGGAUGUGCUGGCACAGGUGGGACAGGUCGUUGCGGAACUUGGCCAUCGAGUAUCGGUACAUCCUGGCCAGUUCACUCAGUUGGGAUCGCCCAACCACGGAGUCGUAGACAGCUCUUAUCGAGAUCUUGAGUAUCAUUCGGAGAUGUUGCAGCUGCUCAAGCUACCACCACAACAAGACCGCGAUGCCGUCAUGAUUCUUCACAUGGGCGGAGUGUUUGGCGACAAGGCGGCAACACUCGAUCGAUUCCGAGAGAACUACGCGCCUUUAUCUCAGGACAUCAAGAACCGGCUAGUUUUGGAGAACGACGAUGUCAGUUGGACUGUGCACGAUUUAUUGCCCAUUUGCGAGGAGCUCAACAUCCCCCUGGUCCUCGACUACCACCACCACAAUAUUCUUUUCGACGCAAACGAGCUCCGCGAGGGCACUCAGGACAUCAUGGCUCUCUACGACCGUAUUGCUGCGACGUGGUCGCGCAAGAAUAUCACCCAGAAAAUGCAUUACUCUGAGCCGGUUUCCUCGGCCAUCACUCCUCGCCAGCGUCGCAAACAUAGCGACCGCGUGGCCACUCUCCCUCCUUGUAUUCCUACCAUGGACCUGAUGAUCGAAGCCAAGGAUAAAGAACAGGCUGUUUUCGAACUGAUGAGAACUUUCAAGCUCCCCGGAUACGAGCUUUUUAACGACCUCAUUCCCUAUACUCGCACGGACGAGAACAAGGCAUUCAAGCCACCCCGGAAAAUCAAAAAGAACGGCGGUUUCGUCGACCUGGAGGGCUCCAUCCCUCCACCUCGCACUACUCCAGACGAAGAAGUCGGGAUGGGCGGUCCAGAAAGACGGGUUUAUUGGCCUCCGGGCAUGGAGGAAUGGCUCCGGCCCGCGAAGAAGGUGGUGCGCUCCAAAACGGGCCCAAGUCCCCGCAAGAGUGGCGCAUCCAAGACUAUCAAAGCAGAGCCGGAUGAGGAGAAUGGUGUGCCAGCCACACCGGCCAAGAAGCCGGUCAAGGGUGCUCGGCACACGCCGGCUUCAGCCAGCCGCAGGAAACGCAAGGCUUCAGAGGUCGGGUCGACCCCGGAGCCGGACGAGGUGGAUGAGCCAGCUGCGGAUGACAAGACAUCUUCUGCUCGGCGGAGUCGUCGUACAAAGAAGGUGAACUAUACCGAGGACAGCGCAUAG
Penicillium alfredii is the source of this 2016-nucleotide messenger RNA. RefSeq names its product UV-endonuclease UVE-1. NCBI's taxonomy places the organism in Eukaryota, Fungi, Ascomycota, Eurotiomycetes, Eurotiales, Aspergillaceae. The record is from RefSeq and is a predicted model, not a curated record. Gene Ontology annotation, cellular component: nucleus; mitochondrion. The coding region runs from base 1 to 2016 and encodes 671 amino acids. Gene Ontology annotation, molecular function: endonuclease activity. The transcript has 2 exons. Gene Ontology annotation, biological process: nucleotide-excision repair; response to UV; mitochondrial DNA repair.